Molecule: messenger RNA, 2843 nt
Organism: Polistes canadensis
Lineage: Eukaryota; Metazoa; Arthropoda; Insecta; Hymenoptera; Vespidae
Product: signal transducer and activator of transcription B-like
Exons: 3
Coding region: 1468-2571 (367 amino acids)
Biological process (GO): developmental process; regulation of transcription by RNA polymerase II
Molecular function (GO): protein dimerization activity; RNA polymerase II transcription regulatory region sequence-specific DNA binding; DNA-binding transcription factor activity, RNA polymerase II-specific
Source: RefSeq, a predicted model, not a curated record
UCUAUCGGAUGUCCGCGCUCAUUCUCAAUGCGGACGCCAUGCGUUGCGUAACGCUUAGAUCGGAUCCGAAGCAAAAACGCGAAAGGAGGUAACGAACGAAUUCGUUUUUGGAUUUUUCGUUAAUAUCGUCUAUUCCUCCCCACCAUCACGUUCAACAACCACCACCCACCGCUAGCGCCAUGUCUUGAUACAGGUCGCAAAUUAGUUCGUUUGUUCGUUCGUAUUUCGGUGGUAUAUUGUUUUGAGAAAAUACAACAGUAACAGCAACGACAGUAAACAACGGGAAAGUAUACGUCAAGUUUGGUGAAGGGGCUGGUAUAAAGUGUGAUAUAUCGAAUAAAGAAAAUAAUCAUCUUCCUUCUUUUCUAUUUUUCUUUUUUUAUUUUUUUUUUUUUUUUUGGUCAAAUUGAGGAAUAUAUUCUAUAGGUGUCGAAAGAAAAAAGAAAAAGAAGGGAAGACAACAAACAGUGUGUUUACUCGUCCGGUGGUUUACUUUUUCAAUGAUGAUGCAUGGAAGAAGAAGAAUAAAUCUUUUGGUGACUUCUUCUUUAUGGUUUAUUUAAGUUGAGACGAGGAUCGAACAGCGAGGACAAUUGGAAAUCUUUGAAUCGAUCGGUCGGUCGGUCGGUCGGUCGGUCGGUUGGUCAAACGUUAUUGUCGAAAUCCUUCUCGGUUUUUUUUCCGCUCAUCGAUGCCUCGGAAACAACCCCAUUGUGUGAGAUCACGGAUAAUAACCAGAAGAAAAGUCAAGUUUUUUCUGUGUAGAAAAAUCAUCUAUCUGAAUAUAAAAUAGAUGAAGUAAGAAGCAUUUGAGUGAGAAAUAAAAGAAGAGUUGUUGUUGUUGUAGUUGUUGUUGUUGUUGUUAUUGACAACUAAUUUUCGUUUUAGUUUAGUUUUUGAUCGGGGACAAUUUUUCGUUUCAACUUUAAACCCAAAGAUUCUUCUUUAAUCGAAGAUCUGAUAAUCGAAGAAGAAGAAGAAGAAGCAUAUCGUACGAGGAAGAUUCAUCGUCUUUGUUUCCGACGGUAUAGUGCGUGUUUUAUUUAUAAGUCCCCGUCAAUUAGGCCCGUCCUUGAGAGACAUUAGAGUCGAUGAGCGGACCGGUCGACUCGACCGUGUUCCACGCGAAAAACGUCCAAUACUUUUCACCCUCGGACACAUGACGCAUGACCCGAUAAAAAAACGUUUCUACUACCUGACUCGAAAAGAAGAAGAAGAAGAAGAAGAAGAAGAAGAAAAAGAAAAAGAAGGAGACUUUUCCCACGAGGCACGUCGUCGAUCAAACCUAACGUUCGUUUCUACGAGAACCAAUAAUCAACCUCGUAGAAUAAGAUAGGGGAAAAGAGAAAAAUAAAUAAAAAAAGGAUACGACACGAAUGAAAUUCUAAAACAGGAAAUUAAAAAACCAUCUGAGAAACAGAGAGAGAGAGAGAGAGAAAUAAGCUAACCAAAAAUUCAUAUCUCGAAAUGACGACCAUGGGUGUAACGGUAUUCUGCAACAGGGUUCAAAUAAAUGGAAACGAUCAGGAACAAUUGAUGCUCCUUAGAACCCUGCAAGAUAACGAGAGCAAUAUAUUAGGCAAUCAGCCCCAUUUAAUAUUUCCAAAAACUAACAAUAAUAAUAGUAAUAAUAAUAACAAUAGUAAUAGUAGUAAUAAUAAUAACAACAAUAGUGGAAGUGGUAUGACAGCGGUUAACGUUUUACCCCCUUACGAUCCAUCGAGGUUGAAAAAGCAUGGGAAGAACGGUCAACCACCUCCGGUUGCCGUAGCCAGGAGAAAUGCAAGAGAAAGGAAUCGCGUUAAGCAAGUUAACAAUGGUUUCGCAACCCUAAGACAACACAUACCGAAUCAUAUAGCGGCGGGAUACGGUGACAGGGGUAAAAAAUUGUCAAAGGUUGAGACACUUCGAAUGGCUGUCGAGUACAUCAGAGGACUUCAAAGAUUACUCGCGGAAGCCGAUGGUGUUGAAUACGAUUCGAAUUCUGCUUUGGGAUCACAGUGUGUUCCCUCGCCUACUAGCAGCAUCGUAUCGUCAAGUCACAAUGGUUCUGGAGAAAAAUUAACACUCGAGGACGACGUACUUACCGUUGAAGAUGCCGACGAAUGUGAACAAUUGGACGACGACGAGGAAAAUUGUAAAAACAAAAUGAAAUUACUUAGAAUAUCACCUAACCGAACGGCCAUAUCAUCGCCUCAUGAUUAUUAUGCAUCUUCCAUCGGAGACGAAGAAAAUUUAGAACCCCGUUGUUUGUCGUCCAAUAACGGUGCACACAAUUUUUCGCGAUUAUCCCCUAAUUCAGUGGCCUCCCCGCCAUCCGAGUAUUACGGACAAAACGAGGAAAACAUGGAACCUAGAAUACUGUCCCCAUAUAGCGGUGCCGGUGACAGUGAGGAAGGUGCUACGACCGUUUACGCGGCUAGCCCUGAAAACUUCUCAGGAGCCCUUUAUUACAAACAAGAGAUCACUGAGACCAGCGAAUUUAUGGACGUUGUCAGUUGGUGGGAACAGGAACAGGGCAGACUGGUGCAUCAUACUCAACAACACACUCAAAGGUUGGCACACGUGUAACUUAAAAUUACUUUAAUGAUUAUUAGCAAGAAGAAUAAUCGAGCAUGCAGCAAACUAAAGUGUAAUGAUCUCACGAAACCGAAAAGAAAAAAAAAAAAGGAAAAAGAAGAAUCGUCGUAGGAUAAAAUCUUCGACGUAAUAUUUAUUAGUACUUAUCGCACAAAAAGUAUUUUCUUUCUCGACCACUGCCUGAGACAGUCUUUCCUAUACCAUUUUUCCUAUUUUUUCUUUCGAAGAAAUGAUAUUUUACAGAAAUACAUUGUCAAUAGUAU